Messenger RNA from Manacus vitellinus (golden-collared manakin), 884 nucleotides. It is a transcript of the gene AKAP14, whose product is annotated as A-kinase anchoring protein 14. The transcript has 5 exons. Gene Ontology annotation, cellular component: cAMP-dependent protein kinase complex. Bases 32 to 529 code for a protein of 165 amino acids. The record is from RefSeq and is a predicted model, not a curated record. Gene Ontology annotation, molecular function: protein kinase A regulatory subunit binding. NCBI's taxonomy places the organism in Eukaryota, Metazoa, Chordata, Aves, Passeriformes, Pipridae.
UUGUGCUUUUCUUUCUCUAAAGGUGAAGCCAAUGGACAAGGAGGAGGACAAAGAUCACAAACCCCCAGACAAUGAGAGAAGCAGUACAGAGGACUGUCUGAAGAAAAAGGAAAAAGAAGCCAAGCGUGUUAUCAAAACUAUCCAGUGGACCACAGGCAACAACUUCACAGUGGAGAGAGGGCGACAGCAGAUUGAAGAACUCAUUUCUACAUGGGACAUUCAUGAGAGCUGGCUUCACCACUCAGAAUUUCUUGAGGAAGAAGAACUGGAGGACAGCAAGAGGUACCAUUACAGAGCUUGCUGGGGCAUCCCAACACGCCGAAAACCCAUCCCACGAGCAACAGCAAGCGUCUACUUUGUUAUAGUGAUCUCCAAACUCAAACCUGACACCUCGCCUGUGGAGGUUUUCUUCAGACUGGAGUCCAGCAGGCUGAUUCGCAGGCCAGAAGAGUGUCAGUUUAGAGAAAAGUGGCUUCAGGACAUUAUUGAAAAUAAAAUAAUCCUCAUAGAAAGACUUAGUUCCCAAUGAGCAGCUCCAAUUCACCAUCACCAAUGCUCCGUUUUGGAGAACCAAAUAAACACAAUGAAGAAAGAAAGGCUCUUCCUUAGCAGCAUUUCUGCUUUGUGGAUACAUAAAAAGCAUCAAACCUGUGCCAAAUCAACGAUGCCCUGACAUGGCAGUUGGCUUUAUGGGACGGUUGCUGGCAGGUAUGGGUGGGUACACCAGGAUGGAACCAGGUUCCAGAGUGUAAAUGGGAAGAGACAGCUGGGAGGGAUUUGCUGGUCUGUGGAACUAUAGGGAAAACAUUAUAGGACUUUAGGACUUUUAUCUUCUUUGCACCAAUAUACGAGACAUCUCUGCUGCCCAACUUAGGGGAACAAAA